Molecule: messenger RNA, 1057 nt
Organism: Temnothorax curvispinosus
Lineage: Eukaryota; Metazoa; Arthropoda; Insecta; Hymenoptera; Formicidae
Product: V-type proton ATPase subunit D-like
Exons: 2
Coding region: 63-791 (242 amino acids)
Cellular component (GO): proton-transporting V-type ATPase complex
Molecular function (GO): proton-transporting ATPase activity, rotational mechanism
Source: RefSeq, a predicted model, not a curated record
AACUGAUCGUCGAUCGUCAUAAUUCACGCGUACGAUGGAGUCGUCGAAAGAACGAAAGAAUCAUGGAGAUCGUAGACAGACUGGCGGUUUUCCCGACGUCCAGUUCGUACACGAAUGUGAAAUGCCGCUUGAUCUGCGCCCGCAGGGGCCGCGAUCUCCUCGCGAAACGGGUCGACGGUCUCUUAAUCCGAUUUCGCGCGAUCACGGGGCAGUUACUCAAGAGCAAAUCUCAACUCGGCCAAGUUAUGAGGGACGCAGCCUUCUCGUUGGUCGAAGUCACGUACGCGACAGGUGGGGUGAACGAGCUGGUCCUGCAGGCGGUCGACAAGGCCAAGACCAAGGUUCAAUCCAGACAGGAGAUGAUCGGUGGGAUUCGACUAUGGAUCUACGAGUCUUUCCGUAGCGGCGCCGAUCCCUUCGAGUUUGCCGGAUUAGCUAGAGGCGGUCAACAAGUAGCUAGACUAAAGAUAAAUUACGGGAAGGCGAUCGAUCUGCUGGUCGACGUGGCGUCGUUGCAGCGCAAUUUCCAGAUCCUCGAUCGGGCAGUCAAGGCGACGAGACGUCGCUUAAACGCUCUCCGACACGUCAUUAUACCGCGGUUGGAACGGACCCUCGCCUACAUCGUCACCGAGCUCGACGAAUACGAGCGGGAGGACGUCUAUCGCCUUAAGAAGAUACGGGAAUGGAAGACGAAGCGGCGACAUCACGAUCAUCUGGACGGACGCGUCUCUCACAAUUUCACUCGGAGCGCCAACGUCCUCGACGACACGGACGAGGAUCUUCUGUUUUAAUAUGUUUAAUUAUACCAAGAAAAUACAGGCCGUAAAGCCAGUCUUGACUGCUGCCAAACGUCGGGAUAUAAUGAUAAUGAGAACGUGACCUUCCCUUCCUCCUAAUCUACUCUUGACCCUUGACGGAUCUCGUAUAGGUGUAACAGCUGCGCUGAAACGGGAGAAACCUCUUUUCGCGUUAAAAUUCCAACUUGCUAGACAUUUUACGUCCAAUUUUUACAUAUAUAUAUCAAACAGUAAGGUCUCUUAAAAUGUCGAUCAUUUCU